Molecule: messenger RNA, 1620 nt
Organism: Paramecium tetraurelia
Lineage: Eukaryota; Ciliophora; Oligohymenophorea; Peniculida; Parameciidae
Exons: 5
Source: RefSeq, a predicted model, not a curated record
AUGUCUAAAAGGAUUCCGAAGUUCCGAACAUUAUAAAUAAAUCAUAAAAGAUGUAUUAAUGAGUACUAAAUUCAGUUGCUUACAGGAAAGAAGGAAAUGAUAGACACAGAGUUAGAGUUCUUUAUUGCAGACAGGGACACAAUUGAUGAUUUUCUAUAUGAGAUUGAUAGUUCGUUUGUAAGGAUAGAGUGUGGCAAGAUGUUCGAUUCAAUAGAUUUGAUAUUCUUUGAGGGAGAUGCCAAUCUUAGACCAUGGUCUCCUAAUGCAUAUAAAUUUCUAAUUCUAUUGAGAAUGUGCAUGAGAAGUAACAAAAUACUCUUUGCUUCUUCCUUUGCUAUGCAAGGCUUGGUGUUCUUGAUAGCAUCUAAUAUUGAGUGUUAAAUUUCAAUUAUAAAUGGAUUGAACGGAAGUUAACUAGGAGACUUGUCUAAAAUAAAAAAAUCAAUGAACGAAAUUCGUAUGAGUGACUAUUUCCUUGAUAAUGUAACUGGGGAUCUGUACAGUUUCAAUUACGAUACUGGCGAAUGGGUGGGCAAAGGCAAUGCUGGGCUGCACAGUAGAAGAGCAGCAGAGGAGUUCAAGACUAUUGGAAAGUAUAUAGUAAAGGCCCCUCAAUAUAAAGUGUAGAGGAUGAAAGAAAUAGAUUAAUUAUAUGUUUCAAAGGAAAACGAGGUUGUUUGUUCAUUGCGAAAGAACUCUAUGCAUAAUUAUUUAUUCUAUGAUUUACCAUUUGAAUUCGUUGUUCCAUUUAAGAAUUCAUGGGAUGUCCAUCCAUUUAAUUUUGUGAAUCCAAAAAAGACAUUUCAAACCAUGGCUGAAUGUGAAAAAGGUCCUCUAGUGAUUUGCAUUUCCGAUAACAUAGUGGCUACUCAAUUCUCAAUCAGAACCAAAUAUAAAGAAACUGUGUAGAUGUUAAGAAACUUUAUGGGCUACUAGCUUACCAAACUAUGUUCAGGAAGAGCCUAAACCAUACCGAUAGAGGUUGCCUCAAUCAAACAAAAUGAUAAUGCCAUGGACAUCUACUUGGAACAACUCAGUAGGAGUAAGUAUAGUAAUUAAAAAACGAUCAAAUUUAAUGUAAUCACAGAAUUUCAUCAUGCUGGAUUUGCAGCCAAGAAAUCCAACUAACUUGAUGUAGUUGUAAACAAUGCUAUUGGCAAGAAGAAAUUCAAAUAGACUCAAUAGAAACUUAAUCCAAAAGACUUAGAUUAACUCUUAUUCUAUAGUUCUUCCCCUAAAUUCUAAUCAACUCAGUAAUAAGAGAUUGAAAGGAAACCAAGCAUCUACAGUGCCUAGCCAAAUCAUUUUGAAGAAAAACCUUAAGCCUUUCAAAAAACGAAUCUAGAGAUCAUCUAAAUUCUCCAUCCCUCCAUUGAUACUGCCAUUUUUACGUAAAAUAAGCCUUUUUGGGUUCCAGGGUAUUUGUCUUAGUGUCGUCUUCAGAAAAGUCAAAUGAGCAAGAAGCAGAAUACAACUAGUGAGGAUGGCCCAUCUAAUACUCACAUUUUGACUGAAUUUAAGUAAAACACUACUCCGAGAAUGCCUAGAAAUUCAUCUCAACCUCAUUUUAGAGUUAUCUAAAAAGAUAAAUGGAUGACCAACAAAGAUUUUUAAGUUUGA